Messenger RNA from Mauremys reevesii (Reeves's turtle), 613 nucleotides. Its product is annotated as basic proline-rich protein-like. The record is from RefSeq and is a predicted model, not a curated record. The transcript is spliced from 3 exons. NCBI's taxonomy places the organism in Eukaryota, Metazoa, Chordata, Testudines, Geoemydidae. Bases 23 to 577 code for a protein of 184 amino acids.
AGGACAGAAGCUGCCGCCGGCCAUGCCCUGCGACUCCUGCCAGUGCCUGGGCGACGCCAUGCUGGGGGUCCUGGGGCUGCUGGUGGUGCUGUGUGUGGGGCUGAACACGAGCAGCCUGCUCUGGCUGCACCUGAGACCCCUUGUCCAGCAUCUGCUCCACCUCUGCACCCCAAAAUUGGACGCUCUGAGCAGACCAGCCGCCCCCCCGGCCAGGCCCCGCAGCCCCCCAGCAGUGCCAGGAGCUUGGGGGGCCUCCAGCCCCACGGAGGCCGGCCGAAGACCCCGCCCGGGGGCCCAUCUCAGCUCCCGACGCCCCCCGGCCAGCGCCCCCCCCAGCCUGAAGAUGGAGGAGCCCGGGGCCCGUCCUGGAGCCUGCCCGGCCGUGCCCCACAAGCUGGGGGGCCACACGGCCCCACGCCCUGCCCACCGCGCCCGCGUCUAUGUGAGCCCCGGCUGGAGCCCGCCGCCCCCCAGCCCGGGCGGGGUCAGCUCCGAGGGCUGGCAGGGGGGCUCCGUGUGCCCCCCCAGCCCCUCCUUCGCCUGCUGGAACCGGGAGGGUUCGGGGGUCCUGCACUAGCCCCCCCACGGGGGACAAUAAACGGCAGAGUGCGGA